This is a messenger RNA of Macroventuria anomochaeta, 1593 nucleotides long. RefSeq lists its product as uncharacterized. The transcript is spliced from 4 exons. NCBI's taxonomy places the organism in Eukaryota, Fungi, Ascomycota, Dothideomycetes, Pleosporales, Didymellaceae. The record is from RefSeq and is a predicted model, not a curated record. The coding region runs from base 233 to 1285 and encodes 350 amino acids.
UCGACGUGACAUUCGUCCCGUCCGCAGGAGGUCGACCUGGAUCUUUUAUACAACUUGGUCUUCCCUGCUUCAAAAGUCAGCUUCGACCCACACGCAGGAUCCACGACCCACAUGCAAUUUUAUGGCAGGUUGACAUCUUGCCCCGGACCCAUUUGGUCCCCAUCUUUUGUACUCACACGUCUUGUUUCUUUCCAUCGAACCUUUUCUCUAUCGUUCGUCACGACUUCCCAGCAUGACGUACUACGGCGACAAUGCUACCCAACUUACUGGAUCGGUAAUCGCACUUGCGACUAUAGCAUACAUUACGUUUGGCCUACGCAUCUACACACGAAUCCGUAAUGGAUCGUUUGGUGUGGACGAUUGGUCUAUGGCGGCUGCAACUAUUCCUUUCACAGCAUUGACCGUUGCAUGCAUCGGCGGUGCAUUUAACGGUAUUGGCAUUCAUCAGUUCAGGUUGGACAAGGAGCACACGAAAACAGGCAUGCAGUACUUCUUUUUCUUCGAAGUCUUUUACUGCGCAGCCAUCAUCCCAAUCAAACUAAGCAUUUCGUUCAUGUUGAUCCGCAUCGCAUCCAACCAGGUCAAGUACACAUACAGUCUGUAUGCUGUCUCAGCGAUGUUCACAACCAUGAACUUGAUCGCCAUGCUCUACAUCAUCUUCCACUGCCUGCCAGUACAAUACGCAUGGGACACCUCGAUCAAAGGCGGAAAGUGCAACCCCGCGCAGACACUUGCAGACAUUUACUACGCAACAACAGCAGUCAACAUUGUCACAGACUGGUUCUGCGCACUCCUACCAAUACCGCUUCUCUGGAACGUUCAGCUCAAUCGCAAUGCAAAACUAUCCGUAGGCGUAAUCCUCGGUCUCGGAGCCCUAGCCAGCUUAUCUGCCUGUAUCCGCCUCGUGUACACCGUGAAUAUUACCAACACCAACGAAUACCUCUACGGCAUCUCGGACGUCGUCCUCUGGGGCUACGCCGAAAACGGCAUCGGCAUGAUCGUCGGCUGCGUCGCAACACUGCGGCCUCUCUUCCGCCGCGUCUUUAGCCUCGGCGGCGACACAGCGCCCAAUAAUACCCCAGGUGCCAGUUACGCGAGACGACCCGCGAAGUUGAGGCCGAAUGGUAGGGAUGAGGAGUGGGUAGCGCUAAGCGAUUCGAAGAUGGCGAGUGUGGUGCAAGGGAGGACACUGCCAGAUUCGAGUAGUGAGGAACAUAUUCUGGGGAACGGAAUUAAGGUCACCAGUACGGUGGAGCAAGAUGUUGAGGUUGCAAGUAAGCGGUAGGAAAACUAGAUGGAGCUGUGUGACAUGUUAUGUUAUAGAAUAUUUCUCGUGAUAAAGUUUAGAGGUCGAUCCAAUCACCUGUCACUCAGUCUCUCCUUGUUCCUAUACGAUACUUAGUCGAUGGUCCUUCAUCAAACAAGCUAUCACAGCUGUGAACUCGACCUCCGAAAACUUGCGCCCUUGGUAGUUCAUUGGUUCAUCAGACCAGGGAAAAUACGUGCCCCUGGCCGGCUUGAUAUGGGUCUCAGGGCUAUCAAUUUUAGUUGAGUCUGAAGUAGUGAUUCAUCGCGAGGAUCCCACUUCUCUGG